AUGUUGUCGCGCCAUCUCGGCCGCAAGGCCGCGGAUCUCGGGAUCGCGCGGUCUCCGGCACUGCUGCGAUCAAUCGCAACCGUUCCCAUCGCCGACCGCCAUGCGAUCUUGUCGUCACCGCCUUUCACGCCCGUUCCAUCCUCUAUUACCGAAUCGCCCGCAGCGAUCCCAUCGCCACCCCAUUUCUGCUUCUCCCGAGGCUUUGCAGCGGAUGCAGCACUCACCACAGCUCCGCCCAUCUCCGCCACGGAGCUCGCCCUGAAAACCCCCUCCGCCACCAUCACCUACGACACCACCAUCCACGAGCGCCUGCCGCCCGGGGACCCUUCCAAGCGUGCUUUCACCUACCUCGUCCUCACGGGCGGCCGAUUCAUCUACGCGUCUGCUCUCCGCCUGCUCGUGCUGAAAUUCAUUCUCAGUAUGAGCGCGAGCAAGGAUGUGCUUGCGUUGGCUUCGCUCGAAGUGGACCUUGGGAACAUCGAGCCUGGUAACACGGUUACCGUAAAGUGGCGCGGGAAGCCGGUGUUCAUCCGCCGCCGCACGCCUGCUGACGUGGCGAAGGCCAAUGACGUGAACCUCUCGGAGCUUCGGGACCCCGAGCCUGAUUCGGCCCGGGCGCCGAAUCCAGAGUGGCUGGUUGUGAUUGGCGUGUGCACACAUCUGGGGUGUGUGCCGCUGCCGAAUGCGGGGGAUUACGGCGGGUGGUUCUGCCCGUGCCACGGGUCGCACUAUGACAUCUCAGGGCGUAUUCGCAAAGGACCGGCUCCCACCAACCUGGAAGUGCCGACUUACAAGUUCUUGGAUGAAACCAAGGUGCUGGUUGGCUGA
Closterium sp. Naga37s-1 is the source of this 828-nucleotide messenger RNA. Lineage: Eukaryota; Viridiplantae; Streptophyta; Zygnematophyceae; Desmidiales; Closteriaceae. The record is from the annotation of a GenBank genome assembly.